Molecule: messenger RNA, 5813 nt
Organism: Mizuhopecten yessoensis (Yesso scallop)
Lineage: Eukaryota; Metazoa; Mollusca; Bivalvia; Pectinida; Pectinidae
Product: src substrate cortactin-like
Exons: 15
Coding region: 138-1871 (577 amino acids)
Biological process (GO): regulation of actin filament polymerization
Cellular component (GO): plasma membrane; cortical actin cytoskeleton; actin filament
Molecular function (GO): actin filament binding
Source: RefSeq, a predicted model, not a curated record
GUCAUGUGACAGGACAGGAAGUAGGAAGUCCGAAGUGUGCCUACAAGGAAGAAGACAGCAAACCGAUAAACAAUACUGAAUAUUGGGGUUUAAACACAGGUUGGAUAUUUUGAGUUGACAUAGAAAUCUGACACAAGAUGUGGAAGUCAGGUGUUGGACACAACGUAAAAUCAAAUGCCCCUCCUGCAGAAGAAGAUGAUGAAUGGGAGACAGAUCCCGACUUCGUUAAUGAUGUGAGUGAGGUUGACCAAAGAUGGGGGGCCAAGACAAUCGAAGGAUCAGGUCACCAGGCUUCAAUCAAAAUGGAAGAUCUCCGAAAAAAUGUUGCCAUUGAUGAUAAAAACAUCAAGAAGGAUGAGUUUGAGAAAGGACCCAAGUCAUCGUAUGGUUAUGGGGGCAAGUUUGGUGUACAGAAGGACCGCAUGGAUAAGGUUGCUGUAGGUAAUGAAUAUAUAGCUAAACUAGAGCAGCAUAGCAGUGUGGCGGAUAACGCAAAAGGCUUUGGCGGCAAGUUUGGGGUCCAGCAGGAUCGGCAAGAUCAGUCCGCAUUAGGCUAUGAUUACACAGGGAAAACAGAGAAGCAUGCAUCACAGACAGAUCAUUCCACUGGGUUUGGCGGGAAGUUUGGAGUACAGAAAGAUCGAGUUGAUCGAGUAGCUGUUGGAUACGACCACAAGGAAAAAGCCAGCCAACAUGAGUCACAAACAGAUCAUUCCAAAGGAUUUGGAGGAAAGUAUGGUGUUCAGAAGGAAAACAUGGACAAAUCAGCUGUAGGAUAUGACCACAAGGAAAAUUUAGGCAAACAUGAGUCACAAACAGAUCAUUCCAAAGGUUUUGGAGGAAAAUAUGGAGUACAAAAAGAUAAUAUGGACAAAUCGGCUGUGGGCUAUGAACACCAAGAGAGAUUAGAAAAACAUGAGUCCCAAAAAGAUUACUCCAAGGGAUUUGGAGGAAAGUAUGGCGUACAGAAGGAUAACAUGGACAAGUCGGCCGUCGGAUGGGAACACAAGGAGAAACUGGAGAAGCAUGAUUCACAGAAAGAUUACUCACAAGGUUUCGGUGGUAAAUAUGGGGUACAGAAGGACAGACAAGAUGCCUCUGCGGGUGGUUACAGUCAGAUGGGCAAGACGGAACUACACGAGUCCCAGACAGACAUGAAGAAGGGCUUCGGGGGGAAAUUUGGUGUAGAUACAGAAAACCAGGAUGCGUCUGCUGGUUCCUUUGAUGACAUGGCUGGAGCUUCAACUUCCUACCAGAAAACACAAGCAAAUUCCAGUUCAGAUGGAGCAAAGAAUUUGAGAAACAGAUUUGAAAACUUAGCGAAAUCAAAUGAAGAAGAGGCCAGAAAAAGAGCAGAUGAAGAGAAGGAAAGACGGAAAAAAGUUGAGGAAAGAGAAAAAGCAGAACAAAAAAAACAGGAAGAGGAGCGUCGUAAUAGAGAGCGUUGGGAGGCCGAACAGACAGCUGAACCUGAAGCAGAACCUGAACCAGAACCAGAACGUGAACAACCCAAACCUCAGACUAGUGUUGAAAGUUUUGAACCCGAUGAUGAAUAUGGUGAUGUGACAUAUACACCGAAGGCUGAACCUGAACCUGAACCUGAACCAGAACCUGAACCUCGACCUGCACCUUCUGAACCAGUAGAGGAGGACCAAUAUGAACAGUUUGAGGAGGACCAAUACGCAACAGCAGAUAAAGGCAAGACAGCAGUGGCGUUGUACGACUACCAAGCUACGGAUGAUGAUGAAUUGAACUUUGACCCUGAUGAUAUUAUUACAAAUAUUGAAAUGAUUGAUGAUGGCUGGUGGAAGGGGAAGUGCCAUGGGAUGACUGGACUGUUCCCUGCAAAUUAUGUGGAGUUACAGCAAUAGACUGAUUGUGCCUUUCGCUACCUGAAGAACAAUCGUACCAGAUUCAUAUAUUACAUAACAGACAAGCUAUCCAUCUUGUCAAAAUAUGUAUAAGAACAGCAUCUUCCAACAAAAUAACAUGUGUUUGACAACAUUGGUGAUGUGAUGUGUGAGUAAAUUGUGUUAGCUUGGACGGUGAACUGUCACACUAUACCGUCAUUGUGGAGCUUGGACGCUGUAUUGUCGCACUAUACCGUCGUUGUGGAGCUUGGACGGUGUACUGUCGCACUAUACCGUCGUUGUGGUGCUUGGACGGUGUACUGUUGCACUAUACCGUCGUUGUGGAGCUUGGACAGUGUACUGUCGAACUAUACCGUCGUUGUGGAGCUUGGACAGUGUACUGUCGCACUAUACUGUCGGUGUGGAGCUUGGACGGUGUAUUGUCGCACUAUACCGUCGUUGUUGAGCUUGGACAGUGUACUGUCGAACUAUACCGUCAUUGUGGAGCUUGUACAGUGUACUGUCGCACUAUACCGUCGUUGUGGAGCUUGGACGGUGUAUUGUCGCACUAUACCGUCGUUGUGGAGCUUGGACAGUGUAUUGUCACACUAUACUGUCGGUGUGGAGCUUGGACGGUGUACUGUCGCACUAUACCGUCGUUGUGGUGCUUGGACGGUGUACUGUCGCACUAUACUGUCGGUGUGGAGCUUGGACGGUGUAUUGUCGCACUAUACCGUCGUUGUUGAGCUUGGACGGUGUACUGUCGCACUAUACUGUCGGUUUGGAGCUUGGACGGUGUACUGUCGCCCUAUACCGUCGUUGUGGAGCUUGGACGGUGUAUUGUCGCACCAUACCGUCGUUGUGGAGCUUGGACAGUGUACUGUCACACUAUACCGUCGUUGUGGAGCUUGGACGGGGUACUGUCGCACUAUACCGUCGUUGUGGCGCUUGGACCGUGUACUGUCGCACUAUACCGUCGUUGUGGAGCUUGGACGGUGUACUUUUGCACUAUACUGUCGGUGUGGAGUUUGGACGGUGUACUGUCGCACUAUACUGUCGUUUUGGAGCUUGGACGGUGUACUGUUGCACUAUACCGUCUUUGUGGAGCUGUCGCACUAUACUGUCGGUGUGGAGCUUGGACGGUGUAUUGUCGCACUAUACCGUCGUUGUUGAGCUUGGAUGGUGUACUGUCGCACUAUACCGUCGUUGUUGAGCUUGGACGGUGUACUGUUGCACUAUACCGUCGUUGUGGAGCUUGGACCGUGUACUGUCGCACUAUACCGUUGUGUGGUGCUUGGACAGUGUACUGUCGCACUAUACCGUCGUUGUGGAGCUGACGCACUAUACUGUCGGUGUGGAGCUUGGACGGGGUACUGUUGCACUAUACCGUCGUUGUGGAGCUCGGACCGUGUACUGUCGCACUAUACCGUUGUGGGGUGCUUGGACAGGGUACUGUCGCACUAUACCGUCGUUGUGGAGCUUGGACAGUGUACUGUCACACUAUACCGUCGUUGUGGAGCUUGGACGGUGUACUGUCGACUAUACUGUCGCUGUGGAGCUUGGACAGUGUACUGUCACACUAUACCGUCAUUGUUGAGCUUGGACGGUGUACUGUCACACUAUACCGCCGUUGUGAACCAUUACAGAAGAUCAUUGAUUUAUAAUCUGCAUACUCUAAAAACAAAAAAUAUGCAGUCAAUAUGUUUGGGGAUUAAAUUAGAAAGAAUUUCAUAAUGUCUUGUAGAUAUUUACAUGUCGGAGGUGAAACAAUUUUAUUUUAACAUUCUGAAGUAACAAAAUUACAUUGAAAUUCAACAUUGAUGAAUAAGCUAGAACAAAAUAGGUCUUCCAGUUAUUUUACACCAAUUUGUUAUUUGCAAAAUUAAGUAAUGCAUAUUCCAUGUCAUUUUAAUUUUAUGGCUUUUUUAAAAGAAUUAUUUGUAAUAAUAACAUUGACAACAUCUGGUACUGUUAAAAAGAUCCUCAAAUUUUGUCUGUCUGAGACACAACCAUAAUGUUGAAAAUGCUGCCUCUCAUAUAUAUUGAAACCUGUAUAAUACAGAUUUUUUCUUAAUUUAUAAUAUAUGUAUGUGCUGCUAAGAAUAUUUCAUAUAUUAAAAUAAAUCAUUUUGUAAAUCAUCACAAAAAUAUUUUUUAAAUUGCAAAUUGUCAUUCUGUACCAAACCUGCUGUAAUAUAUAAAUCUGCAUUUUACUAUCGUUGGUUAAAUGUAAGACUUGAUUUAAAACUAUGACUACCAAAUUCAUUAAGCAUUCAGCCCAUGUGUGGUUUAAAGACAAACAUAUCUAAUAUAUCUAUUGCAAUUCAGUUGAAUUACCAACAAAGGUUAUUUCAGUUUCCUGUAUAUAUCCCUUUUCCUGACAUUAUGAGUCCGGUUAUGUGUUGGUUGCUGUCUACCUGCAGUAAUUCACCAUGGCAACCUGAUGCUAACAUUUAUGAAUGAAUGGAUACCUGCUGGUUUGAAUGUAAGUUGUUUUAAUGUGCCAAUGUGACAUCUAUGUAAAAUUCCAUGAAUCACGUUCAAGUAAUUUCUUUUUCUAAGAAUUUCUACAAUUAUUUUGAAAGUUAUGAUAAAUUUUACCAAAUACUGACCAACACAAAUAUUAUGUCUCUUCACUAAUCAAUAAAACAAAACAACUGCUUUUAAUAUUGAAUAGGCUUUGUAUGGGUAGUCUGUGCAGACGAAAACUCAACAUAUCUAAAUUAUUGUUACAGAAAAUAUGGUCAGUAUUGCCAAUAAAAAAAUAAAAAAACAAAAUGUUACAAAUGUCACCUAGGGACAUGGAUAUUCAAUUAGCACCCCUAAGCAUAAUUAUUACAUUUGUAAAGUAGAUUGGAAGAUAAUAUAUUGAAGAGUGAGCUCUAUAAAGUCUGUAUGUUACUGUCUAUUGUCUAUUGAUUCAACAUGUGAUGUUUGAAAACUAAGUGGUAAUUUUCACACGGACUUAAGAAUUUGUUACAGCUAUAUUUUAACCUAAACUAAUGUGUUGAGAGUAAUUUGACAUGUUUCAGGGGUUUAGGUCAACUUUUGGUAAAAAUGCCACCCCCAAUGAUCAAAUACAAUAACAUAAGCUGUAGCAAAUUAUCAAGUCCCUGUGGUAGUUUCCUGUGACAGUGUAGCCAUUUAGAUGUUCCACUUUGUGAUGUAGUGAAACAAUAUAGGAUUGGGGAACUCGCUUGGACAUUCAAACAACAAUUUAUCUGCUUCAACAUUUAAUUCCAAGAGAGAGAGAGAGUGAGCUAGCCUCCUAUUGAGUGGGAGUUAUCUCCCUCUUAACAGAUAUCCCUUGAGGAAGAGUUCCACAAUGAUAGCCUUGUGAAAUGAAGAGUAAUUAACUUAUUCACCCAUGAAGACAAAAUUCAGCUCUUCCAAUCAAAGGUUGGAAUAGUUCAUUAUGAAAUUUCAGGGGUGAAUGAGUAAAUAUGUGACCAGUUAGUUAAUGACACCAGUGGAGGUACACAAGUAUAUACUGAUAACAAUUAAGUGUAUGUUAUACUGAAGUAAAUUAUAUACAUGUGUAUAUAACUGUACAUGUAUAUUGACUUUAUACAUGUGUAUAUAACUGUACAUGUAUAUUGACUUUAUACAUGUAACAUUGAAAUUUGUCUCUCUUUUUUCUGAAAAUGUUACCAUUUUUUUAAUCAUGUAAAAAAAACAUUGAUUUGAGCAAGGUUAUCGGGUGAAAUGUGAUAGACUUUGCCCCCGGAAUGAUGUGUGAAGUAAUUCUGAUGAACGUAUGUAUGCAUUAUAUGAAGGCAUGGAAGAAUUUUUACUUACUAUAUAUAUACGUGUAUAUAUCGACUACAUACAUGGUACUAUUUUUGUAUGUUCCCCCCGUGUAAAAUGGAAAGGCAUCCUAUUGUAUUAUUGGACAGUGUACAGGAAAUAUCUGCAAUUAUGAAAACUAUUGAAAAAAUAUUAAUAUUAAAAAUAUCAAAUUAA